Molecule: messenger RNA, 1409 nt
Organism: Chara braunii
Lineage: Eukaryota; Viridiplantae; Streptophyta; Charophyceae; Charales; Characeae
Source: the annotation of a GenBank genome assembly
UCCCGUGGAACUUGACAAGCUGUCUGAUGGGCUACCCUUUUCAUUCCUACCAGGUUGGUUAGCAAAAGGAGAUAAAGAUGCCGGACGCAGAUGGUAUCGAGCGCGGCCCGGUUGCUACGCCGGAGGACUUCGUCAAGGCUAUUGAGAAAAGGGAGUUGGCACGACUGCAAGUGUCGAAGGUUAACAUCUUCUGGUUUGAAGAGGAAAGGGUGUCUAAAUGGCUAGAGUUGUUGGAGCAGGUUACAGGCGAGGCAUCGGAUGAAGACAAGUUCAAGUUAUUACCCAGAUAUGUCUGGUGGGAAAUCCGUCCCGAGAUAAUGAAGGUGGCUGCUGGAGCAGGGGGAGAUUGGGCCAAGUUCAAAGGAGAGAUGCAAAGGCGUUUCAAGCUAGGGGAUGGUCUGCUAGCAAAGGCAGACCUAGAAAUGUUGCAGCGCGAUGAGUUUACUACUGUGGGGGCUUUCGCAACAGCAUUUGAAAAGAUGGCGCGAAAGGUUCUAGGGAUGGCAGAGGAAGAGCAGUGUGCAACCUUCCUGGGACACUUCACAAAUUGGGAGGCCUCUGCACUGACCAAGAAGGGUGCGCCGGGGAAGAAGUUAACUUGGGCUGCCAUAAAAGAAAGCGUAACAGACGGGGAGUUGGACCAGGUAGACAUUUUUCAGAUGCGACAAGCCAGGAAGAAAAAAAAGGCGUUGGAUGCCACGACGAGCGACGAGCGAGAUCUUAAGAAGAUGGUAGAGGAUGCGGUUGCCCAACUCGAUACGGCGAAAGAGGCAAAGGAAGCGAGAAAGGCUAUGGCAGCACCACAGACCCAAGGAAAAGCAAAAAAGACGGUGGUGCAAGAGGAGGAAGACGAAGAGGAAGAGGAGCCUGAACCUCUAAAGCUAACAAAGGCUCAGAGAAAGGCAAAGAAUUUGAAUCAAGGGGGGCAAGGCUCAGGAAAGGGGCAGGUCCCGCAAGUAACAGCGCUAUCACCCCCUGAGUCGCAUGGUCUGGCCGCGCCGGCACCCUAUGGGCCGUGGCCGGGUUAUGGACCUCCAAGUCCUUGGCUUGGGCACUGUUCAUACGUACCAUGGCCGGUGAGUGGACCGCAUGGAUCAUGCGCGGGAGCGCCAUUGAGCGCGGCUUCCUGCGGGUGUGCAGGGCCUCAGUCUCAACAGGUAAACCACCCGAACCCGCAGCCGAGCCAACCUCAACAGUCGGCCUCACAAGGAUCGCAAGAAAACCAAGGCGGCGGAUGUGGACAGAAUCAAGGAUGGGGCCGAGGGCGAGGAAAUGGAAGGGGAAAUGGUGGUGGUAAUUCCACAGGAGGAGGAAAUGGGGACUAGAAUGCGUCAGGAAGUCAGGGUAGCCAAGAAGGUGGAAGGGGCUUUGGUAGAGGAAGGAUAGAUUGGAGGAAUGCCAUUUGCUGG